Messenger RNA from Chaetura pelagica (chimney swift), 288 nucleotides. RefSeq names its product HIG1 hypoxia inducible domain family, member 1A (gene HIGD1A). Gene Ontology annotation, biological process: mitochondrial respirasome assembly; negative regulation of apoptotic process. The record is from RefSeq and is a predicted model, not a curated record. The coding region runs from base 1 to 288 and encodes 95 amino acids. The transcript has 3 exons. Gene Ontology annotation, cellular component: mitochondrion. Lineage: Eukaryota; Metazoa; Chordata; Aves; Apodiformes; Apodidae.
AUGUCACCCGGUCAGGAACCCGUUUACUCAGAGUAUGAUACUGACACCAGCCAGACAUCAAAGUUGAUAAGAAAAUUUAAAGAGACUCCAUUUGUACCCAUCGGGAUGGCUGGCUUCGUCGCAGUGGUUGGCUAUGGGCUGUACAGGCUGAAGCACAGAGGUGACAUGAAAAUGUCACUUCACCUGAUUCACAUGCGCGUGGCAGCCCAGGGCUUCGUGGUGGGAGCCAUAACGUGCGGUGUGCUGUAUUCCAUGUUCCGGGAGUACGUGAUGAAGCCCAAGGAGUAG